AAACCAGAAAGAUGCUUGAGACCGUGAAGUACCUCAUCGGAGCGGUCGGCCCCAGCGGCUACGGCUCUAAGUCCACCGCCGAGGAAGUUACGGAAAGCUGCCCCGAUCUGCGCUCCGUAACCGCCAUCAUCACAGGCGCUACGUCGGGGAUCGGGGCGGAGACGGCUCGGGUCUUGGCCAUGCGAGGGGCGAGGCUGGUCCUCCCGGCUCGGAGCAUCAAGGCUGCGGAGGACACCAAGGCACGUAUCGUGGCCGAGUUUCCCGACUCCGAGAUCGUCGUCAUGCCGCUCGAUCUUAGCUCUCUCGGCUCCGUCCGAAACUUCGUUUCCGAGUUCGAGUCCCUCGGAUUGCCUCUCAAUCUCCUCAUAAACAACGCCGGCAAGUUUGCACAUGAGCAUGCAAUUUCCGAAGACGGAAUCGAAAUAUCCUUUGCUACUAAUCAUUUAGGCCAUUUUCUGUUGACGAAGCUGUUGCUGAACAGGAUGAUUGAAACGGCGAGGAACACCAGCAUCCAAGGCCGAAUAGUGAACGUGUCGUCGGGCAUUCACGGCUGGUUUUCCGGUGACACAAUCCGAUAUCUCGGUCUUAUAACCCGAAACAAAAGCCAUUACGAUCCAACACGUGCUUAUGCGCUUUCGAAGCUCGCCAACGUUCUGCACGCCAAGGAGCUUGCUCGGAGACUGAAGGAAAUGGAGGCCAACGUGACAGUGAAUUGUGUUCAUCCUGGAAUCGUGAGAACCAGACUCACUAGAGAACGUGAAGGCCUAGCCACAGAUUUGGCUUUCUUCUUUGCUUCUAAGCUCGUGAAGACAAUUCCUCAGGCUGCUGCUACCACUUGUUAUGUCGCGACUCAUCCGAGACUGUUAAAUGUGUCCGGAAAGUUCUUUUUAGAUUGCAACGAAGCUUCGCCGUCGAAAUUGGGAUCCAACUUAGCCGAAGCUGCACGGUUAUGGUCCGCUUCUGAAAUCAUGGUUUCAGGGGACCCAAAAGCAGUUUUUGAUCCGCUCACCACCUUAGUUUUUAAAAAAGAUAAAGUAGAUGAAUAUUAAGAAACGAGAAAGAAGAGACAGAUAAAAGAAAAUAGACACUAAAUCAUAAGAAAUACGUACGUUCUAUACCACUUCAAGUACUAUAGUAUAUAUAACUAGAUCGAUCAUGUGUAUGUAAGAUAUAUGGUCUUCUUAGCUAGGAUGAGGAUCCGGGCACUCCGAACUCGUAUCUCCUCCUCUCACUUUUUGUCCGAAUUUCAAGAAAUUCUCGGAAUCUUAAUCCGACUUCUUACUUCUUAGUUGGUAUAUGUAAAACAACUUGUUAGGUUUUUAAAACGAGUUUGGGUUAGAAUAUGAUGGUGUGAGACUAGAUUGCUAUAAUGAUAUAUACAAUGAUUAUAAUUAUGGGAUUAAAGUUAUGUUAAUGGGGUUUUGAUUGGAAAGGAAAGUGCUUGGGAACCCUAAGUUUGUACCAAUAACACAUAAAUAGGAGACAUGGACAAUGGUUUCUUUAGAGCAAAUAUAUUAGUAAAAAAAAAAAAAAAGUAUAAGUGGGCAAUUAAAAAAGAAAAAGAAAAUAAAAAAGAAAAAAUAAAAAUAAGAACAUGGGGUCGGUUAGUACCAUGUGGUGGUUGAUUUUUUGAAGAGUAUCUUUGGUGGUGUUGGUAUGGGGCCCUACUAACAUGGUGGAUUGGUGGGGGUGAGAAAGAGGCACGCGUUCAAGGAAAAUCAAGGGCCUUUGAUGUAAACCUCUCCUGCGUGAUACAUUGAUAUCAUCACAAAUUUUAUUAUAUUCAAUUUAAUUUUUUUUUUUAUUGGAAUUAGAAUUAUCGCCGGUUUAUUUCGGUGUAAAAUAUUUUUUUUAAAAAGCUUUUUUUUUGUUUUUUUUUUCUUUGAAUUUUUUAAGUUUUGCUCGAACUCGUACCUAGAAAGAUAGACUUCACAAGAGCUUCCUUAUAAUAUGGAUAAUCAAUUGCACCAAGUCUCGCUCACACUCUCAAAGACCUUUUAUUCUCAAAUACUCUCUUCUUCUGUAGUUUCUCUUUGUGGUCUCUCUCUCUUUCUUGUAGCUUUUUAGAUUAAAUGAAAAUACAAAAAGAUAUUUAGCAAUUUUUUACCAUGCAAGCCAAACACCGAAAAAAAAUGUUUUUCGAGCCACUUUUUAGGGUUGCAAACAAAUAGCGGAAAAUAUACACUUUUUAAGGAAAAUAUUGUAGUUGAAAACAAAAAGCAAGGCCUAAAGCAGUAAUUUGCUUCCCGUUUUCCUUGGCCAUGAACAUUGGUUGUACACUUAUUGCCCCUUUUAUUUGGGUUAUCAUGUUAUUGUAAAAUAUUUGUAAUAAAAGUUGUUGUAUUUCUAUCA
Messenger RNA from Alnus glutinosa, 2352 nucleotides. Its product is annotated as short-chain dehydrogenase TIC 32 B, chloroplastic. Lineage: Eukaryota; Viridiplantae; Streptophyta; Magnoliopsida; Fagales; Betulaceae. The transcript has 8 exons. Bases 12 to 1049 code for a protein of 345 amino acids. The record is from RefSeq and is a predicted model, not a curated record.